Messenger RNA from Ichthyophthirius multifiliis, 1290 nucleotides. RefSeq lists its product as hypothetical. The record is from RefSeq and is a predicted model, not a curated record. NCBI's taxonomy places the organism in Eukaryota, Ciliophora, Oligohymenophorea, Hymenostomatida. Gene Ontology annotation, molecular function: protein-arginine omega-N symmetric methyltransferase activity. Gene Ontology annotation, cellular component: mitochondrion. The transcript has 3 exons.
AUGUUAUUUAAAAAAUAAGUUUAUAAGUGUUUAUUUUCCACAAAAAACGCAUUAAAAUCGCCACUUUUAACACGUGAUUUUAUAUAUGAUAGACUCUAUAAUUCAUCUUCUGGUUAUUUUUGUAAGGACAAUAUUUAAAUAGGAGAACUUUAAACGCCAAUAAACUUUACUGAAUUAAUAGGGUUUGAAGAUUAUUAAAAAAUAUUAAGCGAAAGAUACCCAAAAAACGCUUGGUUGACCCCAAGUGAGAUUUUCAAGCCUUAUUAUGGAAUGUCAAUAGGGAAUUAUAUACAUUAGAAUUUUGAUACAAAAUUAAAAGAAGAAACUUAAAAAUAAAAAAUAUAAAACCAAAGUAAUCUUUUAUUAAAAAGAAAUAAAAAAAUCCGUAUUAUUGAAGUUGGGGCAGGACAUGCAAGUGCAUGUGAAUCAAUUUUAAACUUUUUUAAAAAUUAUGAACAUUUUCAUUAUUAAAAUAUGGAAUAUACAAUAGUAGAAAUUUCACCUUAAAUGUGUAAAAAAGCAGCUUUAAAAUUAAAAUAAGACCACUAAAAAUUAUUAGAAAGAGGAUAAAUAAAAAUAAUUAAUGAAGAUUUUUUAAAUUAUAAAGUCAUUAAUAAAAAUGAAGAAUAUUAUGUUAUUUUUUUAGAAGUUUUAGAUAAUAUGCCACAUGAUAGAGUAUAUGAAGGAAAAUACGAGAGUUUAGUUUAAUUUAGUGAUUAGUUUGGGAAUGAAAAUUUAAAAGAAAUUUAAUAAGAAAUUAAAGAUGAUUUAAUAAAGGAAAUUAUGGAAUAUUAUAACAGUCUUCCUGAAAUUGAUCACAUAGAAGAAAAAAAAUAUUCUUAUUCGUUUUUGUAAAAUAUCAUUAAUAUUUAUUAUAGGCAGAAGAGGGAAAAUGUUUUUGUACCUACAUUCUUUUUGAAAACUUUAAAACAUAUAAAAUAAAAUAUUCCUAAUCAUAAAAUUAUUCUUUCAGAUUUUGAUAGUUUAAAUUAAAAAGAAUAAAUAGGAAAAAAUGCUCCUAUAGUCUCUAAAAAAUUAGAGAAAUCUCAUGAAAAAUUGGAUUAUGAUACAUAUUUAGUAAAAAGAGGUGAAGCUGAUAUAUUCUUUCCGACAAAUUUUAGGUUUAUUUAACAUAUGUAUAAAUAAAUAAUGGGAAAAAAUGGGAUGGCAUUAAAAAGUUAUUAGUUUAUGAAUUUAUAUAGUAGAUAAUAAUGGACAGAAACUAAAAGUGGUUAUAAUCCUUUAAAAGAAGAUUUUGGAAAUACUUCUUUUUUUAUAACUGAAAAAUGA